Molecule: messenger RNA, 1933 nt
Organism: Entelurus aequoreus (snake pipefish)
Lineage: Eukaryota; Metazoa; Chordata; Actinopteri; Syngnathiformes; Syngnathidae
Gene: hepacam2
Product: HEPACAM family member 2
Exons: 9
Coding region: 103-1467 (454 amino acids)
Source: RefSeq, a predicted model, not a curated record
AUGUGGCUCCUCUCAUUUCCCUGGCAAAUGUAGUCACCAAAACAGCUCCCGCCUCCUCUCUCCAGCGCCACCACACAAGUCGCACAAGAGGAUAACGAUGCCAUGGAGGCCACAGGGAGAAUGGUGCUUGACGUCUGCUGGCUUCUGGUCCUGCUGACAGAAGUCUACGCAGAGUUCAUCCACGUCUCUUCGACCCUCCGCCACGGCAUCGAGGGGAAGUCUCUGGACUUGCCCGUGGAGACGCACUUCCGGUUAGACCAGGCUGAGAUCCAGGGGACGUGGUCCCACACCGCCACCGACGGCAUCAGGACCACGCUGGUGACCUUCACCAAAGAGUCCACCAUCAUGGACAUGACGCACCGCAACCGCAUCCUCUUCAGAGAGCCCAAUGUGUCCUUGCUGAUACGGAGAUUAAACCUGCGCGACGAGGGGGAUUACCAGCUGAACCUCAAUAUAGAGUUUCAUAACAAGACCGGGGAGGUCUUCAAGGAGGAGAGGACGGUGCAUGUAACAGUGGACGUUCCUGUGUCCACCCCGGUCAUUGAGAAGAACCCAGCACAUGCCGUGGUGGAGGACCAGGCCAAUGUUACCUGGACCUGUUCAGUGGAGAAAGGAACCAGGGUCGCGUUUCAGUGGCUCAGAGACAAUGUCCCUGUGGGUGUGGGCGACAGGUACCACUUCUCCAAAGACAAAUCCACACUGCUGAUCAGUCCUGUGCGAAAGGAGGACAAGGGGAGUUACCGCUGUGUGGUCAACAACACCGUCAGCCAGGAGCGACGCAGCAAUGCCGGGGAACUCCUCGUUUACUACGGUCCCUACAACCUGGAGGUGAACUCGGACCAAGGUCUGCGGACAGGGGAGGUGUUCACCAUCAACCCCGGAGAACUGGUCUUCUUCCACUGCCGGGCCGACUCCUACCCUCCCAACUCCUUCGUGUGGAUCUCCAACGCCACCCGGGUCAUCACCGAGGGCCCGCGCCUGGAGGUCCUCUCCUACAGACUGGCCCAGGCCGAGGACUACCUGUGCCGGGCCUUCAACAACGUGACCCGCAAGCGAGACGAGACCCGGUUCACCCUGGUGGUGGCCAGCUUGGGCACAGGUAAGGAGAAGCACACCCAGGAGGGUAGUUCGGUUUCCCCGCUGGCUGCGAUCACGCUCUGCUCCUUCCUCGUCAUCGGCUGCAUGCUGCUGGUCUUUUUCCGGAAAGCCUGUCACCCAAAGAGAGUGCUCAUGAGCAUUUAUAAGAGGCCACUCUCCGAUCAGAAGCGACCACAUCGAUCAGGUCAUGAGGAUGCUACCGAAGACUUUGGUAUCUAUGAGUUUGUCUCCAUACCUGGGAAAAUGGACUCUGCCCAGGCGUCAUGUCGAUCUCUGGCCCGCCUGGAGUCCGUGCAGGAUAUGCACACCACAAUCUACGAUGUGAUCCGGCACGUUCCUGAGACCCCCGGACAGAGUUUGCUCAAAUGACUUCAAAAAACAACAACACUUUUAUACUGUUUGUAAAGAAGCCCGAGGCACUGCUUUUGGUGACUCACUGUUUUUGCACCAGAGAUGCUGAUUGUGCACUAAGGUAGAUCAGUUAUGAAAUUAUUUGUAUUUAAUAUUUAAAGAUAGGAGUGGCCAUGACAUAACAUAACGACAAUGCAAUCAGAUCCUCUUUUCUGACUUACCGUAUUUUUCGGACCAUAAGGCGCACUUAAAGUCCUUUCAUUUUCUCAAAAAUCACCGAAUGGUUGUGCUUACCGACCUCAAAGCAAUUUUAUUUGCUACAUGGUGUAAUGAUAGGUUAUAACACAUAAGAGAUAUGUGUAGACUGCAAUAUGACGCCAGUAAACAACACCAACAUGCUUUUUGACGACGUUUAAUCAACGUCGGGUUCUGACGUCGAUUUGACCGUUGAAUUUUGGUCAUUUUUUUAACCAAUACUAUACAA